AUGCCCCGCGAUCUUGCCGCCAUGAUGAGACGUGACCAAGAGCCAAAGGACAAGACCUCUCGCGACAUGGAAAAGCAGGAUCAUCUCGCCGAAAUCAAGCCUUAUGUCCAGACCCUCACCAUCUCUGACGUUGACAGCGCCGUCAAAUUGGAAGACGCUACCUUUCCCCCCGAAGAGCGCGCCACCAAAGAAAAGUUUGAAUACCGAUUCACGAAAUGUGGUGGACUCUGUCUUGGUCUCUUCACUUCCGUUGACAUGAGCGAUUCAUCUUCCUCAUUGGCAUCUGUUGAGACGGCCUCCAGUGCUCAUCAUGUGUACAGCGGAGCCCCGGCGCGCAAAUCUGUCCUCCUCGCUCACUGCGUUGUCACCAAGACAACCAAUUCAACCGUCAUGGAUGAGGACAUGGAGAUUCCCGACAACUGGAAGACUUCGAGUGCUCUGACAAGUAAGGUUGGUCACAAAGAGAAGGGCCGCACUGUUGCUGUGCACAGUCUAGCUGUCCUGCCAUCUUUACAAAGCCAAGGCUUGGGCUCGACACUGCUCAAAGCCUUUGUCCAACGCUUGGGGUAUGUCCAGGCCGCAGACAGGGUUGCUUUACUUGCACACGGAGAUCUUGUCAAGUUCUACGAAAAAUUGGGCUUUGAGAACAAGGGUCCGAGCAAGGCUACUUUUGGUGGAGGAAACUGGGUCGAUAUGGUGCUCGACUUGAACACCAGCCAAAAAUGA
This is a messenger RNA of Aureobasidium subglaciale EXF-2481, 726 nucleotides long. RefSeq lists its product as uncharacterized. The record is from RefSeq and is a predicted model, not a curated record. Gene Ontology annotation, cellular component: cytoplasm. Gene Ontology annotation, molecular function: aralkylamine N-acetyltransferase activity. NCBI's taxonomy places the organism in Eukaryota, Fungi, Ascomycota, Dothideomycetes, Dothideales, Saccotheciaceae. The coding region runs from base 1 to 726 and encodes 241 amino acids. The transcript is spliced from 3 exons.